Messenger RNA from Haliotis rufescens (red abalone), 807 nucleotides. RefSeq lists its product as uncharacterized. The record is from RefSeq and is a predicted model, not a curated record. Gene Ontology annotation, molecular function: protein binding. Bases 139 to 570 code for a protein of 143 amino acids. Lineage: Eukaryota; Metazoa; Mollusca; Gastropoda; Lepetellida; Haliotidae. The transcript is spliced from 4 exons.
UGUGUCGAGCGUGUUAGUUGGCUGGGACUUUCAAGGCAAGUGUGGGCUACUCUCAUACAGGUUUUGUUGGAUCAAGUCCUAUAUAUAAACAUUCGAUUUAUCUCGUGCAUCAAUACCGUGGUAAUAUCACCAACAGACAUGGCACAACAGGGAACACAUAACAUUGGUAUGUCUGGUGGAAUUGCGGUUCGAUCUAAUGCUUGUGGGCAGUAUAAUGGACCUCAACAACAAGUCCACAACAGAGACCAGAGAAUUCAGGAUGGAAAUAUUGGAGCUCUAACUUCUGGCGACAACAACCAAGGACCAAUGACUGCAAACAUUGGCCAAGAAAGGACCGAAGAUUGGGAUCCAAUGAAGGCCACAUCUGCAGAUGUUCAAAACCUGCUCCGACAAGAAGAGUGUGAUGACAACACUAUUGCCAUUUUCAAAAAGAAGAAAAUUAAUGGAAGAAUGCUUCUCAAACUUAGUCAGGAGGAUCUGAACCAGUAUGGUCUGACGGAUGAAGAUGAGAAGAAACGAGUCCUGGACCUCAUCCAAGAUGUUCAAGAUGGAAAACUAAAAUUGAAUUGAACUGGUCAGGAAAAGGUUCCAGUCAAAUAUGAGGUUGCUCCUGCUACUCAGUAAAGCAUACAAUUUGCAGUUUCUCUUGCUUCGCUAAAUAUAAUUUGCUAAUUAUUUCUAAGAUGCCUAAGAUGCCUGAUACACUGUUGCAUAGCCCGUUGAAGAAAUGUCGACAUAAACCCUUUACUUUUGAAAUAUAUAUGCGUGGUUAAUUCAACGGAAUUGGAAAUAAAAGAGAGAAGUAAC